Molecule: messenger RNA, 4679 nt
Organism: Hippocampus zosterae (dwarf seahorse)
Lineage: Eukaryota; Metazoa; Chordata; Actinopteri; Syngnathiformes; Syngnathidae
Gene: pam
Product: peptidylglycine alpha-amidating monooxygenase
Exons: 28
Coding region: 245-3247 (1000 amino acids)
Biological process (GO): peptide metabolic process
Cellular component (GO): extracellular region; membrane
Molecular function (GO): peptidylglycine monooxygenase activity; protein binding; copper ion binding
Source: RefSeq, a predicted model, not a curated record
UUUUAUUUUGAAAAUAUAGGAAACCGGACAGAUUUGUGCAUGUGACUGACAAGAUAAAUCCGAUGGGCAUGACUGAAGUUACCGUCAUAAUACAGUUGACGGGAGAAUAUCUGCGGCGUUCAGUCAUGCUGCAACCUGACCAUUGAACUGACAACAAGUGUUUCCCUUAUAUGACAACACUGUGAGUAGUUGGUGGAGCCCUAACCAGUAGCUCAACAUGCCAAGAGAGUGCCUCCUCCUUUAGAUGCACUUCCUUCAUCUCCUGACUGUUCAAGCAAGAAAGUUAAGUGUUAGGACCACAAGCACGAUGGGCCACCCGCGUUUAUAUAUGAUUCUGCUCGCAUUCAUUUGUCACAGUUAUGGCCAGGAUGCAUUCAAUCCACUUUACAGAUCCAAAAGGAUUCAAGAAAGUGCUGGAUCAGAUUCCAGUGAUUGUUUGCCAAGAUCAAAUGGGCCACACAUCUCCCCAAACUCACCCAACUUCUCUCUGGAUCUUCGAAUGCCUGGUGUCAUCCCAGCUAAGUCGGACACUUACUUAUGCAUGGCAUUUCCUGUGCCAACUACCCGGAGUCAUGCUGCAUAUGUCGUGGACUUUAUACCUCGGGCUACAAUGAACACAGUCCAUCACAUGCUGCUGUACGGCUGCAAGUCCCCUGUCUCCACCACCAAUUACUGGGACUGUGGCAGUACACGGGGUACUUGUAAAGAUGGAGCAUCCAUUUUGUAUGCAUGGGCUCGAAAUGCACCACCAACAAAACUACCAAAAGAUGUUGGUUUUGAAGUUGGACGAAAUUCAGGAGUGUCUUACUUUGUGCUACAGAUCCAUUACGGAGAUAUCAGUGCUUUCCAAGAUCAUCACAAAGAUUGCUCGGGUCUCACUCUGACAAUAACAUCCACCCCGCAGCCGUUUAUUGCUGGGAUUUACUUGCUCAUGUCCAUGGACACUGUUAUCCAGCCAGGAAAAAGAGUUACAAAUGCGGACAUCGCCUGUGACUACACCUCGUAUCCGAUUUACCCGUUUGCCUUUAGGACACACACACAUCGUUUGGGAAAAGUGGUCAGUGGCUACAGGAUUCGAAAUGGGAAGUGGAGCCUGAUUGGGAGACAGUCUCCUCAACUACCGCAGGCUUUCUAUCCUACAAACCACGACGUGGAUGUGCAAUAUGGAGAUACGCUCGCCGCCAGAUGUAUGUUCACUGGUGAAGGCAGAAGCGAAGAAACAUAUAUGGGGGGUACCUCUGAUGAUGAAAUGUGCAAUUUCUAUAUCAUGUACUACAUGGACAGCAAACAUGCCAUCCCUUAUAUGAACUGCAUGAAACAAGGCUCUGCCAAAUUGUUUCAGCACAUUCCACCUGAAGCCAAUAUUCCCAUUCCUGUCAGUCCCGAAAACAUGAACGCCAUGAUGCCUAUGGCACAUUCAACAGGUCACCAAGAUCCAGUAUCUCUGCCAGGUACAGCCAGUGAAGAGCAGCCUUUCACUCAGGGUGACCUCUAUUCUCUAAUGUCCAAGCUGCUAGGUCAAAACAAUGAUGUAGUAGACAGUCGUAAGUACAACCCCAGUAAGAUACACAGGGUCCAGCCUGAGCUGGUGGCUCAGAUUCAUAGCUUAAUACAAAAGAAAAACUUGGGCCCUCCUGCUGCUUCGCUGGCCCUCCAGACCAACAGGCACCCUGUUUUAAUGAGGGACAGAGUCCACAAAUUCCAUCAGCUUGAGGCCAUGCCCAAGCUGACAAAAAGCAAGUUGCUGUUUCAAAGACAAGAUACCCAUCUGGAGCAAGACCCAACAUGGCCACAGAAUUCUCUCCAGCUGGGUCAGGUGUCAGGACUUGCCAUUGACUCAGAUUCCAACCUGGUCAUUUUCCAUAGAGGUGACCAUCAGUGGGGACCAGAUUCUUUUGACACCCAGGCUUUGUAUCAGCAGAGGUUCCUCGGCCCUAUUCAACAGUCCACUAUUUUGGUUGUUAAUGUGGACAAUGGCAACGUCCUCAAGGCUUCUGGAAGAAAUAUAUUUUACUUACCUCAUGGAAUAACCAUGGACAAAGACAAUAACUACUGGGUAACUGAUGUGGCUCUUCAUCAGGUUUUAAAAGUGAGUAGUGAUGGUGGUGACAGAACCUUGUUGUCUCUGGGAGAGGCUUUCAAACCAGGAAGUGACCAUUACCAUUUUUGUCAACCCACCGAUGUGGCAGUCGAUUAUGAAACUGGAAACAUUUUUGUGUCUGAUGGCUACUGUAAUGCAAGGAUACUGAAAUUCUCUGCCGAUGGAAGAUAUCUUUCGGAGUGGGGAGCUGGCUCUUCAGACCGUAGAAGGCGUACACCGUUCCGGAUUCCGCACAGCCUUGUAUUUCUGCCAAAGAGAAAUGAAGUGUGUGUGGCUGACCGGGAGAAUGAGCGCAUCCAGUGCUUUAUAGCUCAAACUGGAGAGUUUGUUAAGGAAAUAAAAAAAAAAGAGUUUGGAGAAAGUGUCUAUGCCAUCACUUACAGUCCGGUUGGAGGUGAAGAUGGCACAAUCUUUGCAGUAAAUGGAAAAUCUAUGGAGGGGAAUUCCCCUCCUCCAACUGGUUUUGCUAUAAAUUAUGCAACCAAGGACAUUCUGGAUACCUUCAGCCCUAAGAAAUGGGAGUUUCAAAUGCCUCAUGACAUUGCUGUUACGCAAAAUGGUAGCAUCUUUGUCGGGGAUGCGACCAGCAAGACUGUUUUCAAGUUUACAGCUGAGAAGACACAUCGUUCAGUCAAGAAGGCUGGCAUUGAAGUUCAAGAACUGGAAGAAAUUGAGGCAUUUAUCCAAACCAAGGAGACGCCAGAGCAGAACGUGUCAAAGACUGCAGCAGUUGAACAGAAGCCAUAUAUGGCUCAACACCUGAAGCCACAAGAUGAGAAGAAAAAGACUGUUCCCCAUCCAAACAAAGAGCAUGGUCUCCUACCAGUGGUCAUCACUCUGCUCUUGCUCAUCCCUCUUCUGCUUGUCAUCUCCGUAGGAGUCUUCAUCUGCUGGAGAAAAAACAACCGGUAUGAGGUGAAAACCGGGCCCAGUGCUGUUGGAGGGAUUUUAGGAAAAAUCAGUGGUAAAGCAGUCGGCAGCCUGAACCUCGGAAACUUCUUUGCCUCCCAUAAGGGUUACAGUCGUCAGGGCUUUGACCAACUGAGUACCGAAGGCAGCGACCAGGAACGGAACGACGAGGGGAGCAGCGAGUCUGAGAACGAAGAGUAUUCCGCUCGUCCCACACCACCUCCACCGUCCUCUUAGGAAGAUUUGGAGCACACCACAAUCUUCUGCUUACAUGGCCAGGAUAUAUUUCAUGUCAUCCAUCAUCGUGUCACUGUUGUGUUAGAUGCCUUAUUGUUUAUAUAUUUAAGUAGGGACUGUACAUAAAUUUAUUUUUUUGUUGUUGCUAUAAUUAAAUCAAAUUAUUUAAUCUUAAUUUAACAAGCCCAUGUUCCGAAAACAAUUAUAUCAUCGCUCUCGAAUAGUAUUACAGUAGGUUUUGUUUUUUAUGUCAUAAGUGAGGUUCAGAUGCCACAACAAUAAAAUUAACAAGCAUUUGUGCUGGUUGUUGUGCUUUUUCCAAAAAGAUAAAGGUUGACAACAGAAAACGCACAUGUAUAGCUGUUCGUAGUGGUUAACUUUUUUUUCUAAAUUCAGUCAUUGCUCAUUUUACUGAGUUUGUAUUUAACAUUCUACAGUUUUUGUGACUUUACACCAGAAAGCUUUUCCUGAGAUUUGGACAAGUAAAUGUUGGGAUUCAAAGGAAUCCAUAUAUAUUGUAAUUUAAUGUCAGAUUUUAUUAACAACAAAGGUGGAUUCCUUCUACGCAUAAAUAUCUUCCAUGUAUUAAAAAUUCCAUGCCAUUAUAUUUCAUUUAUUGUCGAUGGUUUGACUCGGUCACAUUUCAAUUACAAUUUUGUGCCUUUUCAUCUUUUGCCUUUUGUCAUCGUCUGCCAUUGUAAAGUGUACCAUAGGAGGUAAACUGCUGCUGCUAUUAUAGCUUGUACUCUUGUACUGAUUCUUCUUCCUUCACCGCCAGUCAAAAAAAUGAUAUAUUUACACAUUCAUGUUUUGUUUUGUGGGAAUGUAAAUCGUCAAUCAGACUCUGAUAAACAGCCGAAUCCAUAGCACUGUGUCCAUGCUUAUCUUACGCUCAUUUCAAUUAUUUACUCAUUAGACCAUUGGUCCAUUCACUAUACCACUUAUCCUCACUAUUAAUGGCCGUGAGUGACCUGGAGCCUAUUCCAGUUGACUUGGGGCGAGGUACACCAUGAACUUUAUGGAACACUCUAAAUUGUCCCUAGGUGUGAUUGUGAGCGCAAAUGUUUGUUAGAGUGCCUUGCGAUUAGCUGGCAACCAGUUCAGGGUGUACCCUACCUCAUGCCCAAAUCGGCUCCAGUACUUUCGCGACCCUCGUGAGGAAAAGCGGCUCAGAUAGUGGAUGCGUUGACUCGUAUGUUUGGAAAUGUGUAUGAAAUGAAAUGGGUAACUUGCUUGACCUCUCAUUUCCUUUCACCAAAUAUGUGUCUGUUCAUCUGCUUGAUUUUUCCCUUGAAUGAUUAAUGUACUAAAAGCAUGCCAUAGAAAUAGGAUGUUGCAGUCACACGUGAAUUGAUAUUUAUUGUGACAAUUUUGCUGCAAAGGUACUAUUUUAGUAACAAUGUUAUUUGUGUAAUAAAGUGUUUGCAACGCA